ACAGCCUGAACACAGGACAGCAAGAACAGACACAAGCUAUAGCAAGGAUAGUAAUAACUCUUCGAGCACUUGCUUGUCGUAGACACAGUGUAAAGUGCAAGUGCUUUUCGGGAAUGUUUAGUCUGUGAGGGGCUUAAGUGUUUGACCAAAUCCAACAGUUCAGACUAUUUAUUGGAAAGUGGGGUUUGUUGCAGAGAAGUCACACAUACAAGGUUGGAUUGAGCAAAAGAAUCUUCUAGUCAUUCAGUCAAGGAACGAUGGGCCUAAAUAAAUUCAGCAGCGCUAUAGAUUGAAAUGAAAUUGUAGGAAAUAAAAGCUAGACUAGGAAGGCUCCAUAAGAACAGCAUACUAAGGGGCUGACCAGUUGGUGUUGCUGGGAUAAGCAUCCAGAUUAUGCCAUGCGCAUGUCAUUCUAGGGAAGGGGUGCCCACUGGUCAACAGCCUGAGCCUGGGAUGUCUCUGGUACACAGAUUUUCAACAGGCUGAAAGCUCUACAGGGACUUGGAGCCUGAAUAAGUCGUCUCCUGCUGCAGAUGAGAUGGAACCAAUGAAGCAGGAAGAUAACAGACCUGCUUUUUCCAUGAUGACAAAGGCCCAGUAGAGAGGGAGAAGAGAUCGUGCAAAAGAAAGAGGAUGAAGGCAAGGCUGACAAACUCAGAAGAACAGUGUUGACCUGAGAGGGCUGAAUAAGACCAGAAUUCCCUGCUGCCCGAUACUGUCACAGGCAGGACGGAAGGGAACUGAGGAGCCUAAUCCCAGGGCGGACACAAUGCGGUGUUCCAUCAAGCAUUGCUUCAGAAUCUCUAUGCUCUUCAUAUUCCUGUGGCUCUUCACCAUCCUGAAAGUCCUUGAGGAAAAUGAAGACGUCAAAAAUGUGGUGAACAACCAUGGCAGUAAGAACAGCUCCAAAUCACUAGGUGAUUGGCAGAGCAUCACCUCCAAGUAUCUGAAAGAAAUCCACCAGAGAAGAAAGACAUGGCUGACAGUGGGGAUCACCUCGGAGUCACGAGAGGGUCAAAAUGGCCUCUUGGAUACACUGGCUUCCCUGUACCAUGCCUCCUCCACAUCUGAGCAGAGACAAAUGACAGUGCUGGUCCACCUAGCCGACUCUGAUCCCACCUGGCUCAGGAGAACAAUCUUCCAUAUUUCAAGUCUUUACCAGUCCCAGAUCUUGACAGGGCAAUUACUAGUGAUCCAUGCCCCGCCUGAUGCCUACCCCACUGUGAAUAAUGUCCAGAAUGAGAUCUCUCAGGAGCAGAUCUACUCCAAGCAGAAUGUAGAUCAUGCUUUCCUUAUGAGCUUUGCCACAAAGCUCUCCACUUAUUUCCUGUUGAUAGAGGACAAUGUCUUUUGUGCUCCCAAUUUUGUCAGCCAUAUUCGCUCGAAGGUGAACUACAGGAAGCCCAGCACAUGGGUGCUCCUAGAGUUCUCUAAUAUGGGCAUCCUGGGCAAACUUCUCCACAGCAGGGACCUUCCACUCCUGGCCCACUUCCUCCUCCUCUUCCACAAGGAGCGACCUCUCGACUGGCUGAUCUUCCAUUUCCGUACCCUCCUGGCCCAGCAAAGUCCAAUCCUCUGCAGACCAUUUCUCUUUUACCACAGGUUGACUCACUUCACUUUUGAGAACAAGACUUUAACAGGCCACGAAGAGGAUCUUCCUGAUCCGUAUACCCUCACUGGAACUGUCUACACGGAUAUGAGUUUCUCUGAUGUCCAUUCCCCGCAGGAGGCCUACACUCUGGAUGAGUCAUUCUUUUGGUCCUACAGUAUCAGUUCAGGGAACUAUUUGAUAGUGAUCUUGAACAAUCCAGCGAACCUCAACAGAGUGCAGGUAAGAACAGGCUCCAUCAUGGAUGGAAAGUACAUCCUAGAAAAAGGACAGGUGGAGCUAGGCUAUGAGCCUGAAGGAAUACCCCCGAAAUGUACCAGCUUCACCCUGCUGGGCCGUCUUGUGCAAGGACAGAUGGAUCAGCUCAUUCUGAAAAGUGUUGGGUAUGAAGUAAGCUGCGUGAAGCUGGCAGUGAAUGCUAAUCAGGUUGGUGGUCUCAUGAUCAGGCAUAUCUACAUCUGGGGGGAAAAUUCCAGAAACAUAAAAGAUGACCAAGAAGAUGAUGAGAGUUGAUGUAUCCACGCAUGAACAAUUAAAAGCUCAAACCAGUUCAUCUAA
Messenger RNA from Mastomys coucha (southern multimammate mouse), 2167 nucleotides. Its product is annotated as alpha-1,3-mannosyl-glycoprotein 4-beta-N-acetylglucosaminyltransferase-like protein MGAT4E. Gene Ontology annotation, biological process: protein N-linked glycosylation. The transcript has 7 exons. Lineage: Eukaryota; Metazoa; Chordata; Mammalia; Rodentia; Muridae. Bases 770 to 2122 code for a protein of 450 amino acids. Gene Ontology annotation, molecular function: acetylglucosaminyltransferase activity. The record is from RefSeq and is a predicted model, not a curated record.